Messenger RNA from Penicillium verrucosum, 1542 nucleotides. RefSeq lists its product as uncharacterized. The coding region runs from base 1 to 1542 and encodes 513 amino acids. The transcript is spliced from 7 exons. Gene Ontology annotation, molecular function: oxidoreductase activity. Lineage: Eukaryota; Fungi; Ascomycota; Eurotiomycetes; Eurotiales; Aspergillaceae. The record is from RefSeq and is a predicted model, not a curated record.
AUGAAGCAAGUGGCGAGUCUUCUUACUUUUGGCCUCGUCGCAUUAGCUGCGCAGGCCGAUGAAACGCAAAAAUGCGAAAGGACCAAAGUUGCUGUACUGGGUGCGGGUGUGGCCGGAGUCACUGCGGCGAAAUCACUCUCGGAUCAUGGGAUUAAUGACUUUCUCUUGGUUGAGUACCAAGACCGCAUUGGAGGCCGUAUGCAUGAUGUUACCUUCGGCAGCGGGCCAGAUGGCCAUCCGUAUACUGUCGAAGCAGGAGCGAACUGGGUGCAAGGAACAGUCACGGGCGAGGGCCCUGAGAACCCAAUCCACACUCUGGCCAAGAAGAACAACAUCAUAACCCUGGAAACUGACCAGGAUAACACAACAUAUUUUGAUGAACAAGGUCCGGCGGAUUAUGAUUAUGCGAUUCGCGAGUUCCAAGACGCUGUCCACAAAGUUACCAUCGAUGCAGGAUCCCUCCUACAGAAAAACCUCCAGGAUCGGUCUUUUCGGGCCGGGCUGCGCCUGCAUGACUGGGACCCAGCCAAAAACGAUUCCUACCGACAGACUGCUGAAUGGUGGUUGUUUGAUGGCGAAUUUGCUUACACUCCUAGUGAGAGCUCUGAAGUCUUUACCUCGGUAGCUGAGAACGCGACCUUCAACUAUUUCUCCGAGGAAAACCUUUUCGUAUAUGACCAGCGUGGCUUUGCAACCAUCAUUCGCGAGGAAGCGGCGGAAUUUCUGACGGAAAACGACAGCCGUCUACGUCUGAAUACGCAGGUAACGGGCGUCGACUACAAUAGGGACUCUGUGACCGUGCAGACGAAUCAGGGUUGCAUCGACGCUGAUUACGCUAUCAUGACCUUCUCGCUAGGAGUUCUUCAGAAGGAUGUUGUGGAGUUUGCUCCACAACUCCCUUCUUGGAAGAAAGAAGCUAUCCAUAGCUUCGAGCUCGGAACAUAUACCAAGAUUUUCAUGCAAUUCCCGGAGCCCUUCUGGGAUAAUGCGCAGUACCUCAUAUAUGCGGACCCUGAAACUCGAGGCUACUAUCCCGAAUUCCAGCCCCUUGACCUCCCGGGUGUGCUAGAAGGAUCGGGUCUCAUGAUCGCAACGGUUGUAAACGACCAGUCUUACCGAGUAGAGGCGCAAUCCAACGAAGAAACACAGGCUGAAGUCAUGGAAGUUUUGCGCAGCAUGUACGGUCCGGAAAUCCCAGACCCGACUCAUCUUUGGUACAAGCGGUGGACACAAACUCCUUGGGCUUAUGGAUCCUACUCCAACUGGCCUCCCUCAACUAGUCUGCAAGCGCAUCAAAACCUGCGUGCGAAUAUCGGGAAUGUGUUUUUCGCGGGCGAGGCCACCAGCCAGGAAUUCUUCGGUUAUUUACAAGGCGCCUACUUCGAGGGCAAACAUGUGGGUGAAUUCAUUGCCAGUUGCUUGCAGGAAACAGGUAACUGCGCAGUUACGGACGAACAGCAAAAGUAUUCCGUUCUGACUGGAGUGACACCAUACAAUCUGUAUAAUGAGGAGCAUGGAUGGUUCGUGGAUACAAUCUCUUGA